UCCAGCUUUAAUGGCAAUGUGGCACCACCACAUUUCAACCUAUAGCAGCAAGCAUAAAGUUGUGAAGAAUGGAGGAGGAGGAGGAAGAGGAGGAGGUGACGGAUUUAUUUAAAAAUUCUUAAAGCCCACCACAUAAAGGGGGACCAUGAUUGACACGACACACCUUGAAUUACUCAAAUUUUUACCCAAUUCAAAUCAGACAGCCAGCAUUCAUGAAGCAACCACCCCCUUUAUUACCCUCCCAGCAAUCCAGGCUGAGCCAAAGAUCCCUCCUUUCCCCUACCCUGAUAUUUCAAAUCCAUGCCUGAAAAUCAAUUUUGCAGGAUAGAUUCAUCAACAACCCUUUUGCAAACCGUCAAGUUUUAGCUUACCAGCGGUUUGCUCCUUCAAUUUAUCUUUGGCCAAAAAGAAUGGCAGACUUACCAGUAAAAUGGUGGUGCUUGCUUCUUGUCUUCUCACUGCUCCAUGCUUCUUCCACCAUUUUAGCAUCAUCUGAAACAAACAGCAAAGCAACAAAAAAGACAUACAUAAUAUACAUGAAUAACGAGGCAAAACCUGACGAAUUCACCGACCACAAGCAAUGGUAUUCCUCGAUGAUAAAAUCAGCAGCAGCAGCAGGAAUUGAGGCGGCGGAAGACAGCCACGAAGAGGAAGAGGAAGAGGAUAGAAUAAUCUACAAUUACCAGACGGCAUUUCACGGCGUCGCUGCUCAGCUAACGGAGGAAGAAUUGCAAAGGCUGCAAGAACAAGACGGUGUCACGGCGGUAUUCCCUGAAACCGUGUACCAGCUCCACACCACCAGAAGCCCUUUGUUCCUCGGCCUGGAACACGAAGACAGCACGAGCGCCCUGUCGAAUGAAUUAUCCAACCACGAUGUGGUCGUCGGCGUCCUGGACACCGGAAUCUGGCCGGAGAGCCCCAGCUUCAAUGACUCAGGCAUGCGUCCAGUUCCAGGGCGCUGGAAAGGGGCCUGCGAAAUCGGCCGCGGAUUCGCCAGACAUCACUGCAACAGGAAGAUUGUCGGUGCAAGAAUGUUCUACCGAGGGUAUGAGGCAGCUUCAGGGAAGAUCAAUGAGGAAGAAGAAUUCAAGUCUCCGAGGGAUCAAGAUGGCCAUGGCACGCACACAGCAGCAACUGUUGCCGGCACACCUGUUCCCGGUGCAAAUCUGCUCGGCUAUGCCUACGGCACCGCUCGGGGAAUGGCUCCGGGGGCGAGAGUUGCUGCCUACAAGGUGUGCUGGACGGGAGGCUGUUUCAGCUCCGACAUCCUGUCGGCAGUCGAUCAAGCUGUGGCUGAUGGAGUCAAUGUCCUCUCCAUCUCCUUAGGAGGAGGAGUCUCGUCCUAUUUUCGAGACAGUUUAUCUGUCGGCGCAUUCGGGGCGAUGGAGAAGGGAGUUUUCGUGUCCUGCUCCGCUGGGAAUGGCGGCCCUGAUCCAAUUAGCCUCACCAAUGUCUCACCUUGGGUGACCACCGUCGGAGCCAGCACAAUGGAUAGAGAUUUUCCGGCUACAAUUAAGCUCGGAAAUGGUAAAUCGGUGACCGGAGCUUCACUUUACAAAGGGCAGAGGAAACUCUCCGUAGUUAGUCAGUAUCCAUUAGUCUACCUCGGCGGAAACUCGAGCAAUAUAACGCCGAGCUCAAUGUGCCUCGAAGGAACACUCGACAGGCAUUCCGUGGCAGGAAAGAUAGUAAUUUGCGACAGAGGCAUCAGCCCUCGAGUCCAGAAGGGUCAGGUGGUUAAAGAUGCAGGCGGCAUUGGCAUGAUUUUAGCCAACACGGCGACUAACGGAGAGGAAUUGGUGGCGGAUUGUCAUCUUCUCCCGGCUGUUGCUGUCGGGGAGAGGACAGGGAAAAUGAUAAAGCGCUACGCCGCAUCAAGCAGAAAUGCUACCGCAACUUUAGCAUUCCUCGGAACCAAGUUAAGAAUCCGGCCAUCGCCUGUAGUGGCGGCGUUUUCCUCCAGGGGACCGAACAUCCUGUCCCUGGAGAUUCUAAAGCCCGAUGUGAUCGCACCGGGAGUGAACAUUCUUGCCGCCUGGACAGGGGAAUUGGGACCCUCCAGUUUGCCAACCGAUCAUCGAAGAACCAAGUUCAACAUCCUGUCCGGAACCUCAAUGUCCUGCCCACAUGUCAGCGGCAUUGCAGCAUUGAUCAAAUCCAGGCAUCCGGAUUGGAGCCCGGCGGCAAUAAAAUCUGCGCUGAUGACAACAGCUUACAUACACGACAACACCAAGAAUCCUCUCAAAGAUGCCUCAUCAGCUUUGCCUUCCACUCCUUACGACCACGGAGCAGGACACAUUCAUCCUGUGCAAGCCCUCGACCCUGGAAUGGUUUACGACAUCACACCACAGGAUUACUUCGAGUUUCUGUGUGCUCAGGGCCUUACAUCCUCCGAGCUUGCAGCCUUCACAAAAUUCGCUCACAGAACUUGCCGGCAUUAUCUGACCAGUCCCGGCGACUUGAACUAUCCAGCAAUCUCAGCUGUUUUCCCAGAGAGUGCAAAUGCCACCACAGUUUUGACACUCCACAGGACGGCCACCAAUGUCGGCCCGCCUGUUUCAAGUUACCACGCGGCAAUAUCGCCCUUCAGAGGCGUAUCGGUGAAGGUAGAGCCUGCAAGGUUGAACUUCAACAGCAGAGUUAAGAAGAUAACAUAUAAGAUAUCGUUCACGGUGAAAUCUAAGCAGAGUGCUCCAGAAUUUGGGGCUAUAAUCUGGAAAGAUGGGGUGCAUAGAGUAAGAAGUCCGAUCGCAAUCACAUGGCUAAGAUCAUUAUAAUCAUGUGUUUUUGUUGAAUUCUUCCGACGAGGAACGUGAAUGCAAGUUAUGGCUCAAUAAGGAGAUGUUUCUUGAAGAUCUUCGUGGCUUUGUACUUUUUUGUUGAAUGAAAACAAUGCUGUUCAUGUUCCUGUUCUAGCUAGGGUUUAUCUUAAUCAGAAUUCAACCUACGAAUUGCAGGAAAUUUCUACAACACCCCACA
This is a messenger RNA of Andrographis paniculata, 2979 nucleotides long. RefSeq names its product subtilisin-like protease SBT1.3. NCBI's taxonomy places the organism in Eukaryota, Viridiplantae, Streptophyta, Magnoliopsida, Lamiales, Acanthaceae. The record is from RefSeq and is a predicted model, not a curated record. Gene Ontology annotation, biological process: proteolysis. Bases 411 to 2777 code for a protein of 788 amino acids. The transcript has a single exon. Gene Ontology annotation, molecular function: serine-type endopeptidase activity.